This is a messenger RNA of Sitophilus oryzae (rice weevil), 1432 nucleotides long. RefSeq lists its product as uncharacterized. NCBI's taxonomy places the organism in Eukaryota, Metazoa, Arthropoda, Insecta, Coleoptera, Curculionidae. The record is from RefSeq and is a predicted model, not a curated record. Bases 4 to 1368 code for a protein of 454 amino acids. The transcript is spliced from 5 exons.
ACAAUGAAGUUCCUACUAAAACUUCUCUUAAACAACUUAAUAUUUUCAAUUAGUAUUUGUGUAGAAGACUAUGUGCCGCUUAUAACGAAAGAAUGUCGGGAAAAAGACAGAUUAAUCAGUUCGAAGAAAGAAGAUUUCUAUGCGAUUGUAGACGCUCUGGAAGGGCAGACUCUAUUUCUACGGUGUAGAUUCUGUAAUGCGGAGGUUACUGAUUCCCCUAAAAACUGGUAUAAAGUUGAUCAACUGGGUGUAACAGAACCAUAUGAAGUUAAGAUAGAUAUGGGAAAUGAUAUAAAUCAAAACAGAAUUUCAGUCAACCAUAAACACAGUUUGAUAAUAAAAAAUAUUUCCGCUCAAGACGCAGGAUUUUACUACUGUGUACACUACGAGGAUCAAACAAAUAACGAAAAAUUUAAUUAUCUAGUUGAUAUUGUGGUUAAGGAAAAAGCUGUGGCUGUAGAAACUGGUAAUAUUACAGCUUGGGCUAAAUAUCAAGAAAAUUACUUUUUUUCGAUAAACAAUUUAUUCAAAGAAUCUUCUGGAACAGAAUUUGUCUAUAUCAGAGACCAGCUACAUAUAUCUAUGGAAUUAAUCACUCAAUGGGCGCCGUGGAGCAAGUGCCAAGUUUGUGGUAGACCUCAAGGAAAUGGCAUUAUGAAAAGAAAAGGUAUGUGCAGUUUUAGGAUAAAAUUAGGUGUUAUGUCAGUAUUACCCGGGAAUUUGUCAGCUGGUGAAUUGUACCUGUUCAAAGCGCCAGCAGUGUCGUGUAGGUCGACAAAAUUACAAAGAAUGUUUCCUCAAAUCAGUAACUUAACGAGUGUUAUUCCUGAUUUUGUACAGGACGAUAGAUGUGACGGAAUAUGUAACCCAGAUGCUGAAGGUGUGAAUAAAGGUUGGAAAGUGGGAAAAGGCACCGGCUUCAAAUAUCGCAAGCGCUUAGUUCUGGCCGAGCACUCCCACCUAACUUUCGUGUGUCCGGAAUCCAGCCUGGAUAACAGCGUGGUCUGGAAGAGGAACGGGAUGACGCUGAAACGAGGGGACAACUCGAAUCCACACGUCAUGGUGGAUACUUUUAACAGUUUGUAUCUUGUUGACGUAACGCCCUUUGAUAAAGGGAAUUACAGUUGUUACGUGGAUGAUAUUCGGAUGCAACAAAUUAUCGUGUUUGUGUUUUCGAAAACGAAGCUUUUGACGAAAGAACUCGUGAGAUAUCUUAUUUAUUUAGGUUAUAUAUUGUUUCUGUCGUCGUUUUGUUACUGUGGGGGUUUGAUAGUGACCUGUCAAAGGAGACACUUGUUUAAAACUUACAAAGAAUUGAAGGAGGAGGAAACAACGAAGAGCGAAGAAGAUACUGUUAAUUUGAUAUAAAUUUCUUCGAAAUUUUCGAAAUAUUUAGAAUUUUCAAGUUCAAAAACUGCUUUCGAAAUAAACU